CUUCAAAAUUGGAGGGAUUGUGAAUUGUGAUGUGAAUUUGGUACCAUCAGAGUGGAUAGCUUGGGGUUCUUGUCUUUUUUCACUUGGCCAUGGCUUCUUUGCAGAAAAUAAGUCCUUUGAUUCCCCCCAAACCCAUAAAAGGGCAUCAACAGUUUCAGCAAAAUCAAGCAUUUUUGCCCUUACCCAUUUCGAGAAGAUCAGCAAUUUUGAUAUCUGUUCUUCCAUUUACCCUAAUUUCAAAUCCCCAAGAGUCCGUCGCAAGAGAAAGACGCAAUAGAAAGGCCAUCCCUCUUGAAGAUUUCCUCACUAGCUCUGAUGGACUGAAAUACUAUGAUGUUGUUGAAGGAAAGGGUCCCAUUGCUGAAAAGGGAUCAACAGUUCAGGUGCACUUUGAUUGCGUUUAUAACAAAAUUACUGCAGUUUCGAGCAGGGAGUCUAAGAUUUUAGCUGGAAACCGCACCAUUGCACAGCCUUACGUGUUUAAAGUUGGAGCUCCCCCGGGAAGGGAACGAAAGCGUGAUUUUGUUGACAACCCCAAUGGUUUGUUUUCCGCUCAAGCUGCACCUAAACCACCUCCAGCCAUGUACACCGUUGUUGAGGGGAUGAAAGUUGGUGGAAAGAGGACGGUGAUUGUUCCCCCGGAAGCUGGGUAUGGCAAAAGAGGCUUGAAUGAAAUCCCGAUGUUGAACCAAAUAGACAUUUCUGAUCGACUUAAGCAACAUUUCAUGCAUGUUGACAUAUAUUUCGUAUGAUUUGGUUGAGCAGCCUGGAGCGACGUUUGAAUUGAAUCUUGAGCUAUUGGAAGUGACACGACCCGAAGGAAAGUAGUUUGCUUUUGGGGAGAGGUUGCAAGGGUAGUUUUGGUAUAAGAGCAAUUUUUUUACCAGAAGGCUAUUUUGUAAAGUGUAUGAAAAGCUUUGUAACAUGAAGUUGUACAUGGCAUUACAUUACAUUACAAAGAAUUAUAUGUAACAUUUGUAUUUAUAUAUCAAUUCCAUUUUGAUUUUGGAAUGC
Messenger RNA from Cynara cardunculus var. scolymus (artichoke), 1014 nucleotides. RefSeq names its product peptidyl-prolyl cis-trans isomerase FKBP18, chloroplastic. The transcript is spliced from 6 exons. NCBI's taxonomy places the organism in Eukaryota, Viridiplantae, Streptophyta, Magnoliopsida, Asterales, Asteraceae. Gene Ontology annotation, cellular component: chloroplast thylakoid lumen. The record is from RefSeq and is a predicted model, not a curated record. Gene Ontology annotation, molecular function: peptidyl-prolyl cis-trans isomerase activity. The coding region runs from base 90 to 752 and encodes 220 amino acids.